GGGUAGGACGGGAGCAGCAGGGAUGCGAUCCCGAAGCAGCCCUCCUCCUCAAGCUGCGCCACGUCCAUGUGGAGCAGGCCUUUGGUGGUUUCGGGACCGCGCGGAGAUCGUGGGGCCGAGGGCUUGGGGAAACAGGCCACAGAGAGAACGAGGAGAGGGUUCAACGGCGCCGACGGAGUCAGCGGCAGCUUGUGGCCGCAAGAGGGCGCCCGGGAACACGGCCCAGCCCCCGCCCCCGGGCUGGCCUCUUCCCUGCUUCCAGCCCCGGCCCACCCGCCGCCCGCAGUCGCCCGCCUCCGGUCUGCGCGAGUCCACGCAGCUCCCCAGAGGAAGGAGCUGAGGCCCAAGGUUACACAACUGAGUGGCAGAGGCAGAAAUAACACCUAUGUCAUCCUGACCCCAAAGCAUGUUCCUAGAGUUCUGGAAGCCUCCUGUCUGUGGCGGCCUCCCUGCUCCACCUGGGCAGUUGUUCUGUGGCCCCUCAUCAGCCUGGCUUUGAACCACAGGCAUUUGAUCAGCAGGGCAGCAGCAGGUAUGGCGGCCGUUGUGAAGCAGAGCGAGGCCACCUUCCAGGUGCAGGGCCAGAGCCUCUUCUUCCGAGAGGCACGGCCGGCCAGUGGGCAGGUCCGCUUCUCUGUGCUGCUGUUGCACGGUAUCCGCUUCUCCUCCGAGACCUGGCAGAACCUGGGUACGCUGCACAUGCUGGCCCAGGCUGGCUACCGGGCUGUGGCCAUUGACCUACCAGGUCUGGGGCGCUCCAAGGAAGCAACAGCUCCUGCCCCUAUGAAGGAGCUCGUCCCUGGCAGCUUCCUGGCAGCUGUGGUAGAUGCCUUGGAGCUGGGCCCCCCAGUUGUGAUCAGUCCGUCAUUGAGUGGCAUGUACUCCCUGCCCUUCCUCACCGCCCCUGGCUCCCAGCUCCGGGGCUAUGUGCCAGUGGCCCCCAUCUGCACUGACAAAAUCAAUGCUGCUGACUAUGCCAGUGUGAAGACUCCAGCUCUGAUUGUAUAUGGAGACCAGGAUCCCAUGGGUCAAUCUAGCUUUGAGCACUUGAAGCAGCUGCCCAACCACCGGGUGCUGAUCAUGAAGGGGGCGGGGCACCCCUGUUACCUGGACAAACCCGAGGAAUGGCAUACAGGGCUGCUGGACUUCCUGCAGGGGCUAGCAUGAGGUCCCGCACUGCUGAUGGGGGUGGGCUGCCUGCCUACCUUGAGGUCUCUCUCUCUCUCUCUCUCCCCUCCAUGGGCUCUGGCUCGUCAUGCACAUGCAACAGGUGUGUCUGUCUAUAUGUCUUUCUGGGUUCUUUUGGGGUCUGUCUUUUCUGCUUCUUUAUCUUGCAGUGAUGGACUGAUGAGCUAAAAUCAAGAGGAAAAACUCAGGAAUCAAGGGACGCGUAAUCUGGGGAGGGUAAUCCUUCUGUGCUAGGCUUGCUGGGCUUCCCCUUCCACCCCCUCCGCCUCCUUCAGCUGUCCUGCAGGUCAGUCACUCCCCCAACACACACACUUCCCCACCUCUUUAGGCCACAGAUACAUACAUGCCCACAUGCAUGCCUACACUUUUAGAAGCUAUCUAUGUUCCCAAAUAUGAUCCUUCACUUGGGAGUAGCUGCAUAGGUACAUGUAACCCUGGACUGACAUGCACAUUCUCAUGUGCAGUUGUGUAUCACAUGCACAUGCACACAUGCCUCCACACAAACACUUGCACUUCUAACCAUGCAGCACCUCACUGGCUGGGAAAGUGGGGACCCCAUGGGCCAGCCCUUGCAGGAGACCCUUUUGCCAGGCUUAGGGUGUGGCUAGCCCUGGAUUCUACUCAGGUUGCAGCUGGCCCCAGCCCAGAAAUGCCCUACACAAGGGAAGGGCCACCUCUCUGCCUCUCAGUUCUUGCUUUUCCCUUUCCUUCUGGAUGCUCCACACCCCCUGGGGUCAUCAAGCCUGGAUCUUCUCAGCCAAGCUUGUUUUCUGCUGUGGGGGUGGGGGUGGGGAGACAGAGAGUGGAGGUCGGUGAAAUAAAGUGAUGCAAUUAGA
This is a messenger RNA of Lemur catta (Ring-tailed lemur), 2024 nucleotides long. RefSeq names its product abhydrolase domain containing 14B (gene ABHD14B). Bases 67 to 1167 code for a protein of 366 amino acids. Lineage: Eukaryota; Metazoa; Chordata; Mammalia; Primates; Lemuridae. The transcript is spliced from 4 exons. Gene Ontology annotation, cellular component: cytoplasm. The record is from RefSeq and is a predicted model, not a curated record.